Molecule: messenger RNA, 1899 nt
Organism: Stegastes partitus (bicolor damselfish)
Lineage: Eukaryota; Metazoa; Chordata; Actinopteri; Pomacentridae
Product: transmembrane protein 198-like
Exons: 4
Coding region: 1-1029 (342 amino acids)
Cellular component (GO): plasma membrane
Source: RefSeq, a predicted model, not a curated record
AUGGCAGAUCCCAACGGGCUGAGCUCAGAAGGGGCGGGGGCAGGCAUAGCCGAGGUCGACGCCUGCAGUUUGGAGAUAGAGAGGAAGUAUGAUGUCAUCCCUGCCGUCAUCUGCUCGAUGUGCUGCCUGUUCGGCAUCAUCUACUGCUUCUUUGGUUACCGCUGUUUCAAGGCUGUCAUGUUCCUGUCUGGCCUGAUGUUUGGCUCGGUCAUCAUUUUCUUGCUGUGCCACAAGGAACAUGUGCUGGACACACAGCUGAGCGUGGAGGCCAGCGCAGGUAUUGGCCUCGGUAUAGGCCUCCUCUGCGGUCUGGUCACCAUGCUGGUGCGAAGCGUCGGCCUCUUCAUGACCGGCCUGCUGCUUGGCCUUCUCCUGGCCCUCGCUGCCCUGCUGGUAACUCACCAGUUCUACACGCCGACCACAGUCUGGGUGCCGCUGGGUGCUCUUCUGGGAACGGGCAUGCUGUUCGCUGUGCUGACACUGCAAUGGCAAAAGCUCUUCACCAUGCUCUCCACUGCUGUGUUCGGGGCAGCCAUCAUGACAGUGUGUGCUGAUUACUUUGUGGAGAUGCUGGCUCUGGCCACACAUGUGUAUGACUGUUUGCGUCUCACACCCGGACCAGCGCUCUGCUGGUACAGCUGGGUCAUUCUGGGCAUCUGGCCUGCUCUCAGCCUCAUAGGAGUUGUGGUCCAGUGGAAACUGACGGAUGACAGCUUCUCACACACUGAGGUUGUUAUCAGUCGGCGACAAAAGAGAGUCCAGCUGAUGCGGAUUCGAGAGAAGGACGCCAAGAAGCGACAGCAGGCAGGUGGGCAGGAAGGCACGUACCGUCGUAAACCCACCCCAGUGAAACGUUACGCUGGGGAUCUACUGGCACCGAGCUACCUGCAAAGUCUGCGGGACAGACAGAUGGGCACAGGUACUUCCCUUAGCAGCCUGGGCACCGCCAACCACACCAUGAUCGACUUGGACUACGACACCGGGUCCACCGUGCCUCUCACUGCUACAACUCCAGUCGUCAGGGUCUGAACAAUGCACAGAUAAGAAGGGACUACAUAGUGCUCUCUGGUUCUCCAACUGUGUCUUCCUAAUGUAGAGUAGAACCUGUUAACUGCUCCACUAUCUAAGGCUUCUUUUUUUGCCUUUAAAUUGGUUUGAAGCAAGAAUGGAUGUUUCUCCAGAGUCAGCUCUGGGUGUCCAGUGAAACCGAAUGCUGCUUUCUGGGGAGACGUCAGAAGGUGUCAAGCUCCUGUUUGAUGAUCCUAAAACCACUGCAACCACUGUUUCUCAGAGAAACACAAACUAACACAGAAAGGUCACCCAUUUCCACUCAUGAUGUAUUAAAUACAUAACGGCAAGUUUGAGCCUCAAAAACAGAUGUUUUGGUAGUGAAUAUGACAAAGCAGUUUGUUUGAAAUUAAGUGUACUGUACUUAAAAAGUUAGUCAUUGCCAUGAAGUGUUGUGCUAUUACUUGUCUUUCUGUUUAACCGUGUGGUCGUAGGAUUUGUGGAAGGUUAUCAUUAAAGUGACUUUUAUUUUGUGUAUUUUUUUAAAGAUGUAGUGUGGUGAGAGAGUAAAAUCUGACGUGAACAUGUUGAAAGAGGAUGGUUUUUGCAACGUAGCUCCUGUCAGAAUACAUUUAGGUGAAGAAUUUAGUCUGUCAUGUAUGCUUGUGGAGUAAACGUUUUAUAAUUUAAUUUAUAUAAUGACCAAGUACAUGGUAGUGUUGGAAAAAAAGGACAAAAAACAAAGCAUGUUUGUUGUUAAUUUGUAGAUUUUUAAAUAAUUAUCCAUUUGUUGUUUGAAUUUUUCAGGGACGAUGCACUUGUUUCCUGGAUCUGUAAAUACCUGUUGAUAGAAAUUUCAAAGAUAAAUAAAUUUGUUUGAUACAAAAACAA